Thyridium curvatum is the source of this 2631-nucleotide messenger RNA. RefSeq lists its product as uncharacterized. The transcript has 2 exons. Gene Ontology annotation, cellular component: ciliary inversin compartment. Gene Ontology annotation, biological process: protein localization to ciliary inversin compartment. The coding region runs from base 1 to 2631 and encodes 876 amino acids. Gene Ontology annotation, molecular function: protein binding. The record is from RefSeq and is a predicted model, not a curated record. NCBI's taxonomy places the organism in Eukaryota, Fungi, Ascomycota, Sordariomycetes, Thyridiales, Thyridiaceae.
AUGUCGUCCUCAUCCUACGAUGUCGCCGCAAUCUUGGCGGCACUAGACAACUUCUCCACUCGAGCUGAGCGAGUCCCAAACAACAGAGCUGUGAGGGAUUAUCUGCUGAACAAAGGCAUCUCGGAUGCGAUUGCCAACCCGCUCUCAAAGAAUGAAUUCUGUUACUGGAGACAAGAGGAGCUGGAUGAAGUGUUCAACAGCCUGCGAGUAACUUCUUCCGAGGUUACGAGCGGGUUGCUCUCCUUCACCAUCCAGGGAGAUCCCAAUGAUCCUUCGCUCUUGAUCAAGCCCACAUUCGAAGAGAUAAAACAGUCAGCACGGGCGUUGGGUGCAUUGUGCGUGAACAGGAAUGGCGAGUUCUGCGUGAAUCCGGAUGCGGGAUAUGCAGCCCUAUCACACGUGUGGUCUCAAGGUAUGGGUGCUGACGACGAAAAUCGCGGACUCCACAAGAGUCUUUUGGAUCAAGUGUUUGCCCUCGUGGAGCCUCUGGGGAUCCGGUGGAUAUGGACCGACAGUCUCGCCAUUCCAGGGGGGAAGAGGGCUCUCAAUGUGGCAGAAGAGGAAGUGAAAGCAAUUCUGAUCAAUGCCAUGGCCGAUAUCUAUCGAAAUGCUAGAACGGUCAUCGUCUUUGAUGCCCUCUGCCUGAGAUUGGACUCUACCGAUCCGGAAAAGACGGCGGCAGUCCUCGCCUGUGGAACCUGGGCUACCAGGGUCUGGACCUACCAGGAGAUCAAGCUCGCUACAAAUGCCGUCAUCGCUACGAAAGCUGGGUUCGUCGGAUUCGCCGACAUGGUUGGUGAUCUUGAAAGCAAAGCAAGAUCCGAAGUCGGAGAGAACUACUUGGUGGAUGCUCCUGGAAAAUACCCUAGUCUUUGCAAGACGUUUCGACGCCUGCGGCUCUACGGGGACGAUGUCAUCUCACUGCCUGACAUCGCCAUAGGCUGUGGGUACCGCAAUGCCUGGGAUCCUCUGGACUACGCACGCGCCAUGUUUCCUACCUUGCAGCUGAAGUGGCGGCUCGGUGACGGCCUUGACGAUGCCAUGCAAAAGGUGUACACGGCGCAGAAGAGACACGCGACUCGGCUGGCACUCUUCCAUGGCCCGCCGAGGGCAUCGUGGCCUGGCUGGGCGCCGGCAACUUUUCCGGGCUUGGUUGACUGCAAGAUCAAUACUGCAGGGGUGUGGAAGAAGCGAGGCAUGUCCAGGAAGUGGCUGACGAGCAAGGUGAGGCGCAUUGUCCCGAGCAAGCCAGGGUGUCUCGUGUUGGAGCUGGAGAACGGCCAAGAUCCGGGAGCCUACACGGUGGGAUUCAUCAGUGAAGAGACGCAGAAGAAGAGCCCUGAAAGCGUCCGGGAAUUCGAGAAGGCAGUGUCUAACGGAUCGGCGUACCUGCUCUCAGACGAGCCUCUCAUCCCAAAGAAGACCUUUUCGAGAGUCGGUCUGCUUGUCGAAAGGUUUCCCAAAUCGCCAGACUUUGAGGCGUGGGUGUGCCUCACGCUGGCUGUCGGGGAAACAGAAGAGACUUACCUCGCCGAAGAGUUUGAAUGGCUUCUUCUGCACGAGAACCCGGUCUCUGAGCGUACAAUGAGCGGCAAGGGGGCUUCUGAGCUGAAUUACCAGCUGGAAUGCAGUAGUCGUUGGGCCAGUCCAGGCCACCAGGGUCGUCUGCCACUGCACCAGGCAGCAGAGAGUGACGAUGUUGCCGAGCUCAUCUCGGCCCUGACCGCCUCCAACGUCAACGACACUGAUGAGAGGAAUUGGAUGCCUCUCCACUGCGCUGCUAGCGCUGGCAGCACCAGAGCCGUUCGUGUUCUCAAGGACCACGGCGCAGUUCUGAAUGCAGCCACCAUCGAUGGACAGACCCCGCUCAUCCUGGCCGUGGAAUAUGGCCAUCAGGACACCGUCUUCGAGCUCAUCGAAGCUGGCGUUGACAUCAACGAUUGCACAUACAGUUUAGCGUCCCCGCUGACUGCCGCAAUUCGACGAGGCGACGCCGAGAUGACCCGGCUUGUCCUCGCCUUGGGUGCUGAUCCCUCUCAGCCCGAUGGCCUUGGUUUCUUGCCUCUUAUCUCUGCUGUCACCGCUUCCGAGCUUAAUGAGGAUGAGGAAGAGUCUACCGAGUUGCUCGACGCGCUUCUUGAAGCCGGGGCCGAGGUUGAUGGUACAUCUACUGGCAUGGACUUGACCGCACUCGCAGUGGCAUCCCGGCAGGGUAGUGUCAGGGCCAUGAGCAAGCUGUUGGACGCCGGUGCUAAUCCCAAUGCUGGCGGCCACAGCUGUCCGCCGAUCUAUUUUGCUCUUACCUCGCGCAGUUUCGAGGCGGUCCAGAUGCUCGUCGAGGCUGGUGCCACGGUGGACGGCGACCGCGUGAGAUUCGGGAAGGAGGAAUUGACACCAAUGAUGUGCGCAGCGGAGGCGGGAGAUAUCAACAUCGGGCGGCUUCUGCUGAAGAAGGGCGCAGUGCUUGACGCCACAAGCAGCGGGUUAGAGAACUGGACAGCGCUGCAUAUCGCGGUGCAUCACAAGAACGACUUGUUUGCAAAGUGGCUGACGGAGGAGGCCGGCGCGCGGACAGAUAUUCGGGAUCAGAAGGGAAGGUUGGCGUUCGAUAUUAGGAACUCGACAGCUUAA